AUUUCUCGAUGGAUGUUUUUUUCUCUUCUUUUUCUUCUCUCUCUCCCCCUCUCUCUCUCCUGCCAAGGGGAUUGAGGUCUUGCCCAAUCCUGCAGCAGCACGUCAUCAGACGGUCAUCAGCGAGCCAGCAUCUCGUCUUUUUUUUCUGCCCGAAUUACCGGUACGCUUUGGUAGGGGAUUCAAGGGGAGAAGAGUGAGUAUUGCAGUAUUAUUAUUAUUGUUGUAAUCGCCGUUAUUCAGUAUUACGGAGCUGGAUGGAUUACCGGUAGUCCAUUUAGAAUGGGGAAACGUGGGGGAAAAGAGGUGGAAAGGGGAAGAAAGGAAAAGAAGCAGGAAUGGGAAAAACCCUUUCCCUCUCUGCCUUUCUACCGAUUCCUUUACCUCACUGGAAUUUCCUCUCCAUUUCUCCGUUGUGAAAGUUGCUGUGCUUUCACCGUUUACCGUAGUCUUAUUAUUGAUCGACAGAGUCAGGAGUCCCGCUGAGGCAGAAAGCGGGAGGCAGUAGAAACAGCAAAAGAGAAGCGUGAGGGUUAACCGUUCAGCCUCUCUCUCUCCACAUCGUCUUCUUCCUCUGACUCCCAUCCUCCCUCUCAUACACACACACUUUGUUUCUUCCCCUUUCCCCCGCACAUUUCGCUCAGGGCCCGCCUCUUGCUCGCCCGCUGUUGCCUCAUCCCCGAGUCUCCGCUUUUCUUGCGUCGGCCCUCGUCAUCCACCGCUCCUACCAUCAUCCCCAUCUCUCCCUUUGGCCGCCUUUCCCUCCAUCCCCCUUCAACCUGCAGACUUCCCACUCAAGCCAUAUUUAUCACCCUCCUUCUGCCCUGGUUUACAUAUCGUUCUUUGCGAGUUCGCCGAUUACGGAAUCAGAGAGUGCUGCCUCGUACAUAGCCCGCUUAGUCGGUCAUCCUGGCUUCAAGAUACCGGAUUCUGAAUUCCACCCUUCUCGUGACACAAUUGCUGAGAGUGCUAACGGCCACUGUUUUUCACUUCUGCACACCCCAAUAACCCUCUCUAAAGAUGAAGCAUCUCCUGAUGCUUCACAUACCCCGAUUACUGCUACCCGCAUCCAUUCUCCUAUGUUUGCUCUCGUGGUCGAACCCGGUGCUGGCCGAUAGGCCGGGUCCGGUGACAAGUGUGCAUAAAGCCGGAGUUUGCGCACUGCGCGGUCAGGUAUCAUUCUCAACUUCUACUUCCUGGCCUUUUUCAGAUCCACCCCCUGAGUUCGACAACGCUAAUGGUGGUGAUGCGUAGUGCGGCAAGAAAUCCUUCUUCGGAGCACAAUUGCCGUGUCCGGAUAACACGCCAGCUACUGAGCCAAGCUCCAAGACGAGGAAACGGUUGGUGGAGAUUUGUGGAGAUGCUUGGAAGGAGGGACCCGUCUGCUGUGGGGAUGAUCAGGUGCGUUGGGAGGAGUCCUGUCUGCUUGUUGCUCGAGUUUUGCUCAUCCUGGCUGGUUGGGGAUUUAGCUCGGGGACUUGUCGAAAAAUUUGAAGAGGGCUGAAGCGCUCAUCGCUUCUUGUCCUGCUUGCAAAGCGAACUUUUUCGACCUCUUCUGCACCUUCACUUGCUCACCUGAUCAGUCGUUGUUCCUCAAUGUCACCGCCACCCAAACCGCGAGCACUGGGAAGGAGGUGGUCACAGAGUUAGACUACUUGGUCUCCCCUUCCUACGGGAGCGGGUUCUUCGAUUCGUGCAAGGACGUCAAGUUUUCUGGCACCAAUGGCUAUGCUAUGGAUCUUAUUGGUGGGGGUGCGAAGGAUUACCCUGCGUUUUUGAAGUUCCUGGGAGAUGAGAAGCCGUUUGGAUCACCGUUCCAGAUUGACUUCCCCCCCGGAGACAAAUUGAAUGCCCCGAUGAAGGCUCUGGAUCAUUCGCCCAAGAGGUGCAAUGACGGGGAUGUGGCCUAUAGAUGUUCUUGUGUUGAUUGUCCUGCUGUCUGUCCCGCACUUCAAGAAGUUGAGGUGGGGGAGGAAUGCAAGGUCGGGGUAAUUCCUUGCCUUAGCUUCGCGGUUAUACUCAUCUACUCAAUUUCGCUGCUUAUUCUUGUCGGAUACACCGCCACUGAAUACUACGAGAAUUUGAAAAAGAGGAGUUCUGAGCGUUCCAGACUAUUGCAAGACAGCGCGCCGAGCGAUGAUGAGGAUGAAGGUGAUGUCGUGGGGGCUGGAAUGAUGGAUAGGCCUUAUAGGGAAUAUUUCUUGAAUUCACGUUUGGACGAUUUGUUUUCCUGGUUGGGACAUACAUGCGCAUCUCUCCCCGCUAUUACGAUCUCAUCUAGCGUCAUAAUUGUUGGCUUGUUGAGUUUAGGUUGGCUUAGGUUCAGUAUCGAAACAGACCCUGUGAGGCUGUGGGUUAGCCCCACAUCCGAAGCUGCUCUGGAGAAGAAAUUUUUUGACGACAAUUUCGACCCGUUCUAUCGAACACAGCAGGCGUUCUUGGUUAACGAUACCACGGAAGCAGGCGCUUCUCCAGUUCUGAGUUAUGAUGUAUUGAGUUGGUGGUUCGAUGUUGAGAAUCGCAUCAGGAGAUUGAAGAGUUUGAAUUAUGGAGUCACUUUGGACGAUGUUUGUUUGAAGCCUACGGAUGCCGGAUGCGUUGUUCAGAGUGUCGCUGGGUAUUUCGGGAAUAGCUUCUGGAAUGUCAAAGAGGGGACGUGGCGGAGGGAUCUGAGAUCUUGUGCGGCGCAACCUGUUCAGAGCCAAUGCCUACCGGAUUUCGGACAACCAUUGAAUAAGGACUUAAUUCUUGGGGGAUGGCAGGAUACUGGGGACGUUGUGGAUUCUAGGGCUAUGAUCAUCACUUGGGUUCUAAACAACCAUGCGGAGGGAUCCAAGGAACUUGUGGAGACUAUGGAUUGGGAGCAGAGCUUGAAAAGUACGCUGCUCGCUGUGCAGGGCGAAGCUAGGGAGAGAGGAUUGAGAUUGAGCUUUUCAACGGAAGUUAGUCUUGAGGAGGAAUUGAACAAGAGCACCAACACUGACGCCAAGAUCGUUGUUAUCAGCUAUAUCGCCAUGUUCAUCUACGCCAGCUUUGCGCUGGGAAGCACAAGUUUAACCAUCCCUCACAUCCUGAACCAGAGCAGUAAACUCCUUGUGGAAAGCAAAUUCACUCUCGGAAUUUUCGGAAUUAUCAUUGUCCUUAUGAGCGUCUCUGCAAGUAUAGGGCUGUUCUCGGCCAUGGGUGUUAAGGUAACCCUAAUUAUCGCCGAGGUCAUCCCGUUCCUUGUUCUUGCUGUUGGUGUGGACAACAUCUUCCUGAUCGUUCACGAAUUUGAAAGGGUCAACUAUUCGCAUCCGGAUGAGAGAGUGGAAGUUCGCGUUGGGAAGGCAAUGGGCAGAAUGGGUCCGAGCAUUUUGCUCUCUGCAACUUGCGAAACUAUUGCCUUUGCCCUGGGAGCUGUCGUCUCUAUGCCUGCAGUUAGGAACUUUGCUAUUUAUGCCGCCGGUGCAGUGUUCAUCAACGCUUUGUUGCAAGUUACCAUGUUCGUGGCGGUGCUGUCGCUGAACCAGAAGAGGGUCGAGAGCAACAGGAUGGAUUGUUUCCCCUGCUUUAGGGCGCCCGGUGGUUAUGAGAGCAAUGGCUCUGCUGCCAGCCUUGGAGGAGGAAUAAUGUCGAAUGCGAGAGGGGAGGGAAUUAGAAAUGCACCAGGGUUCUCUAUGGAGGAGGAAGGCGUUUUGCAGAAAUUCAUGAGGAAGGGGUAUGCGCCGGCACUAUUACAGAAAUCCACUAAGCGGGUUGUUGUGGGAUUGUUCUUGGGAUUUUUCACCGCCGGAAUCGCGCUCUUGCCAAAGGUCGAACUUGGGCUGGGUAUGAUGCGCCCCAUUUUACCAAGUCUGGAUACUGACGUUUUUGGUAUUUAGACCAGAGAAUUGCCAUUCCAAAUGAUUCAUAUCUAAUUGGCUACUUCAACGACCUUUACCAUUACCUGGGCGUUGGGCCACCAGUCUACUUUGUGACCAGGGAUUAUAACGUCACCACCAGGGAAGCUCAGCAGUCACUUUGUGGCCACUUUUCGACAUGUGAUACAUUUUCACUUUCAAAUGUUUUAGAGCAGGAGAGAAAACGUCCCGAGAUUUCAUAUAUUGCGGAACCCGCUGCGAGCUGGAUCGAUGACUUCUUUCUAUGGUUGAACCCCUCCCUUGAUCAAUGUUGCAGAGUCAAAAAGAAGAAUCCUUCCGAGCUCUGCGACGAGUUUAGUAGUGACCGCGUCUGCAAGGUCUGUUUCGAGGACCGAGAUCCAGCCUGGAACAUCACCCUCAACGGUAUGCCCGAAGGCGACGAGUUCCUCGGCUUUCUAGACACCUGGCUGCAAGCUCCCACGGGGGAAGAAUGCCCAGUAGCUGGCAAAGCCGCCUACUCACACGCAAUCGUUCCUGACCACGACCGCAGGACCAUAAAAGCCAGCCACUUUCGCACAUCCCACACUCCGCUUCGCAGCCAGAGGGACUUUAUAAACGCCUAUGCCUCCGCCCGCCGUAUUUCUGAGCUUCUCUCGCACAAGUCCGGCCUUGAAGUCUUCCCUUACUCCAAAUUCUACAUCUUCUUUGACCAGUACUCUUCCAUCGUCGGCCUCACAGAGGCACUCUUACUCGCAGCGCUGGCGUGUAUAUUCCUGGUCUCUUCUAUAUUACUUGGAAGUGCGCAGACGGGAUUGGUGGUCAGUGCUACGGUACUAAUGAUCGUCGUGGACAUUCUGGGCAUAAUGGCAGUCUGGGGCGUAAGCCUCAACGCAGUCAGUCUAGUGAACCUGGUGAUCUGCGUUGGUAUAGGCGUUGAGUUUUGCUCGCAUGUUGCCCGAGCUUUCAUGUUUCCCAGUCGCAGCGCCGUCGACCGCGCUCGCGGCUUCCGUGGCAAAGACGCUAGAGCACUCAGUGCUCUCACCAACGUCGGCGGUUCCGUAAGCCCCCCCUUUCUUCCCCUCCCCGCAUAUUCCCUCGUGGCUAAUGUGUACAUAAAAAGGUAUUUUCCGGCAUCACCGUAACCAAGCUGAUAGGAGUCUGCGUACUCGCAUUCACCCGUUCCAAGAUUUUCGAAAUAUACUACUUUAGGAUGUGGCUUGCCUUGGUCGUUGUCGCCGCUACGCACGCGUUGAUUUUCUUGCCUGUUGCACUGAGUUACUUCGGCGGCGAGGGAUACGUCCCAGACGAUAGCUACGGCGGCCUAGAAGAAGACCUGAGAAGCCGGACAUAUAGAAAUCUCGUGCCCGCGGAUUAUGAUGAGAGCUCCGAGGAGGACUAGUUGGUCCGCCCCGAAAGAGCGCACGUAAGAUGGUAUGAACAUGAUAGAUUUGCAAGCAUGGGUGGAUUGGGAACUUUUGGGUGUUUUUUCUUUCUUUCUUCCUUUCAUAGCAAAUAGCAUCUGGUACCCUUCGCUUCUUUCUUCUCCCUUCCUAUUACUCGUACUGGCUUGAGUACAUAUUUUGGUUUUCUGCUUUUUUUUUUUUUUUUUGAAAAAACUGGUUGGUUCAUUAGUUUUGCUGCGAGUCUCGAGCCAUACCUUGUUAUGUCAUGUUCGCAAGGUCCGGUCCGGCGCGGCGCGGCGUUGGUUUGUACGGUAUGCUAGGUAUAGUAUAGUAGUAAGUAUGGAAGUCAGGGCGGCUUCCCUUUUUCUUACGCUCUCUACGGAUGGAUGGAUACGCAUGGUUAGUAGAUUUCUUGCUUGAGCUUUUAGUGCUUUUUACCGCGGGAGGGGGUUGGGAAGGUUGGCUAAUAGACAUUGAUAUUGAUAUUGGUAG
This is a messenger RNA of Tuber aestivum (summer truffle), 5734 nucleotides long. Lineage: Eukaryota; Fungi; Ascomycota; Pezizomycetes; Pezizales; Tuberaceae. The record is from the annotation of a GenBank genome assembly.